This is a messenger RNA of Hevea brasiliensis (rubber tree), 858 nucleotides long. RefSeq names its product jacalin-related lectin 19. Gene Ontology annotation, molecular function: carbohydrate binding. The transcript has 3 exons. The record is from RefSeq and is a predicted model, not a curated record. Lineage: Eukaryota; Viridiplantae; Streptophyta; Magnoliopsida; Malpighiales; Euphorbiaceae. The coding region runs from base 157 to 744 and encodes 195 amino acids.
UUAUGCUAGAAAGAGAAUCUGAUACUGCAUCGCUCUUCCACUGGUUUCUCUGUAUUAAUAUAAUCAUCUGCCAGAAAAAUCAUAUUCAUUCUCUCAUAUCAAGAGUCUCUGCUUUUCUUGCAUUUCUAGUUUUCUACUCAACGUAUAUCACUUCAAAUGGAAAAUAUCAAGGAAAAAUCAAGUGGGAAAAAAAAGAGCAUACUUGUAGGACCAUGGGGAGGAAAUGGUGGGAGUAGCUGGGAUGAUGGAAUGUAUAAUGGAGUUAGAGAAAUCACCCUUGUUUUCGACCGUUGCAUAGACUCAAUCCAGGUUGUGUACGACAAGAAUGGCAAGCCAGUCACCGCAGAAAAACAUGGAGGAGUAGGAGGCAGUAACACAGCUGAGAUAAAGCUCCAAUAUCCAGAGGAGUUCCUAGUGAGUGCAAGCGGCCACUACAGCCCUGUGGUUCCCGGUUGGAGUCCAGUGAUUCGGUCGCUGACAUUGAAGAGCAACAAGAGAACAUUUGGACCAUUUGGAGUAGAAGAAGGGACACCCUUUACUCUUUCCAUGGAAGGAGGAUCCAUUGUGGGAUUUAUGGGAAGAAGUGGAUGGUACCUUGAUUCUAUUGGAUUUCGGUUAUCUCGUUCUCAAUCUACUAAGCUUCUCCAGAAGGUUCAAAAAAGUCUUCAAAGGCUUACUAGUUCUGUUUCAAAAUCUUCUGCCUCUAAUAAGGAUAGUGACCAGCAACAAAAGCCUUAUUAUUAAGUUCAAUUGAGGCUAGCUGCUUACAACUUGAUCUUUGUGUUUGUGUAUAGGAUCUUGUUUUGUAUUAUAUGGGGUUCUGCUCACAAGAAUAAAUCUAGUUGAUUUGCGAGAUUA